Jaculus jaculus (lesser Egyptian jerboa) is the source of this 1157-nucleotide messenger RNA. RefSeq names its product TCF3 fusion partner (gene Tfpt). The transcript has 6 exons. Gene Ontology annotation, biological process: apoptotic signaling pathway; apoptotic process; positive regulation of apoptotic process. The record is from RefSeq and is a predicted model, not a curated record. NCBI's taxonomy places the organism in Eukaryota, Metazoa, Chordata, Mammalia, Rodentia, Dipodidae. Gene Ontology annotation, cellular component: Ino80 complex. Bases 364 to 1125 code for a protein of 253 amino acids. Gene Ontology annotation, molecular function: DNA binding.
GAAGGCGACGGAGCGAGCCGCAGAGAGGAGUGGGGCUGCGCGGCUUGGCGCUCGGCUGGGGACUGAGCGUGCGAAGAGGGGACUCGCUGGCCACACGACAGGGGGCCGAGACAGGAAUAAAGACGGCGACAGCGCACACGACUGGAGGUAGCGUAGGGCGACAAGGCCAGGGCUUUAAGGCUCGGUCGGGGUGGCGGUGGGGAGAAGUAAACGAAGGUGAAGGUAGGAAACUACACUUCCCAGAAGGCUCUGGGCUUCCCGGGCCGCUCAGCCUGAUGGGACGGGUAGUUUUGCGCAUAGCUCCACCAAGACGCCUGGGGGUGAAGUUCGCAUCUACGGCGUGAGAGCUCCGGAGCCGGAGACAUGGAGCUGGAACAGAGAGAGGGGACUAUGGCAGCAGUGGGCUUUGAGGAAUUCUCAGCUCCACCAGGCUCCGAGCUGGCUCUGCCUCCCCUGUUUGGCGGCCACAUCCUGGAGAGUGAGCUGGAGACGGAAGUGGAGUUCGUGUCUGGUGGUCUGGGCGGUUCAGGACUCCGGGAGCGGGAUGAAGAGGAGGAAGCAGCUCGGGGUCGGCGACGACGCCAGCGGGAACUGAACAGAAGAAAGUACCAGGCGCUCGGUCGGCGCUGCCGGGAGAUCGAGCAGGUGAACGAGCGGGUCUUGAACAGACUUCAUCAGGUUCAAAGGAUAACCCGGAGACUGCAGCAGGAGCGCAGGUUUCUCAUGCGGGUGCUGGACUCCUAUGGUGAUGACUACCGGGCCAGCCAGCUUACCAUUGUGUUGGAGGACGAUGGCAGCCAGGGCACAGAUGCCCCCACACCAGGUAAUGUUGAGAAUGAACCUCCAGAGAAAGACGGGCUGUCUCCACCCCAAAGAACACCUGUACCCCCAGAACCCAGCAGCCCAGCUCCUGGUGAGGGACCCAGUGGGAGGAAGAGGCGGCGGGCACCACGAGACGGAUGCCGGACAGGAGCUGUGCUGACUCCAGAGCUGGCCCCAGUGCAGAUUAAGGUCGAGGAAGACUUUGGCUUUGAACCAGAUGAAGCCUUGGAUUCAAGUUGGGUUUCUCGAGGACCAGACAAAUUGCUACCCUACCCCACCCUAGCUAGCCCACCCUUUGACUGAUUCCCCCACCUAAUAAAAUGACCUCCAUCCCA